Siniperca chuatsi (mandarin fish) is the source of this 3214-nucleotide messenger RNA. Its product is annotated as RCC1 and BTB domain-containing protein 1-like. The transcript is spliced from 12 exons. NCBI's taxonomy places the organism in Eukaryota, Metazoa, Chordata, Actinopteri, Centrarchiformes, Sinipercidae. Bases 285 to 1880 code for a protein of 531 amino acids. The record is from RefSeq and is a predicted model, not a curated record. Gene Ontology annotation, molecular function: protein binding.
CACUUCCGCAAAUAAGCGUCAGAGCAGCUGAGUGUGGCAACUUCAGCAGAAAGUGGAAACACACACAGAGAGACAGACAGCCCGCCACCUACUGACCGAGUGGCAUGAAACCGUCAGCCAGAACCGUUAACGACACCAGAAACAGACCUAAUUGACAGCGAGUGCAGCACUGGCAACUUUGCCUACCCCCACCCUCCCCCCGCCACCCUCCCCUGCCCUGCCUUUGGUUUGAGGUUCAUCCCUUCAACCCGCCGCCCCCACCACAGACCCACAGUGAGUGCAUCAUGGUGGAUGUAACCAAAUGGCCCCUUUUCAGCCUGAUGGGGCCCCAGGAGCUCUCCACAAUACGGAAAGCAUGCGUGUUUGGACCGUCUGCUAAUGAGGCCAUCUACAUCACCAAUGACGAUGAGGUGUAUGUGUUUGGGUUGAACUGCAGUAACUGCCUGGGAACAGGGGACAGCCAGAGCACCAUUAUACCCAAGAAGCUGGACUUCCUGAGUGGGAGGAAGGUGGUCAGCCUGAGCUACGGCAGUGGACCCCACAUCCUGCUGGCCACAGAGGAUGGAGCGCUAUUUGCCUGGGGCCAUAAUGGUUACAGCCAACUUGGAAAUGGGACAACCAACCAAGGAGUAGCUCCAGUGCUCAUGUCUGCCAACCUGCUCAAUAAGAAGGUCACAGAGGUGGCCUGUGGCUCUCACCACUCAAUGGCUCUGACUGACUCAGGAGAAGUGUAUGCAUGGGGCUACAACAACUGUGGUCAGGUGGGUUCAGGCUCCACAUCGAACCAGCCUACACCCCGCAGAGUGUCCAGCUGCCUGCAGAACAAAGUGGCUGUUAGUAUCGUCUGUGGUCAGACCUCAUCUCUGGCUGUAGUGGACAAUGGAGAGGUGUACGGUUGGGGCUACAAUGGGAAUGGACAACUUGGACUUGGAAAUAAUGGGAACCAGCUCACUCCUUGUCGCCUUGUAGCUUUGCAGGGUUUAUGUGUGCAACAGAUUGUCUCAGGCUAUGCCCACUCCCUGGCACUAACAGACGAAGGGUUGCUUUACGCUUGGGGUGCCAACACGUAUGGACAACUGGGCACCGGCAACAAGAGCAACCAACUGAGCCCAGUUCAGAUCAUGACUGAGAAAGAGAGAAUUGUGGAGAUUGCUGCCUGUCACUCCACACAUACAUCGGCUGCUAAGACUCAGAGUGGUCAGGUGUACAUGUGGGGUCAGUGCAGGGGCCAGUCUAUAGUACUGCCUCACCUCACGCACUUUACCUGCACCGACGAUGUCUUCGCAUGCUUCGCCACUCCGUCAGUUAUGUGGAGGCUUCUUUCCAUGGAGCAUGAUGACUUCUUAACCGUGGCUCAGUCUCUGAAGAAAGAGUUUGACAACCCAGAGACAGCUGACCUAAAGUUCUGCAUUGACGGCAAAUACAUCUAUGUCCACAAAGCAGUUCUCAAAAUCAGGUGUGAACACUUCAGAUCCAUGUUCCAGUCCCACUGGAAUGAAGACAUGAAGGAGGUGAUUGAAAUAGACCAGUUCUCCUACCCAGUGUACCGCUCCUUCCUAGAGUUCCUUUACACAGACAAUGUGGAGUUGCCUCCUGAGGAUGCUAUUGGGCUGCUGGACCUGGCCACAUCGUAUUGUGAGAACCGCCUGAAACGUCUGUGUCAACAUAUUAUAAAGAGGGGAAUCAGCAUUGAAAACGCCUUCUCCCUGCUGGCUGCUGCUGUACGCUAUGAUGCAGAGGACCUAGAAGAGUUCUGCUUUAAGUUCUGUGUGAAUCACCUGACCGAGGUGACCCAGACCGCUGCUUUCUGGCAGAUUGACGGCAACCUGCUUAAAGAUUUCAUAUGUCGAGCCAGCCGCUGUGGAGCCUUCAAAAACUGACCUCAGCCCAAAAUGAUUAUAGACACACAUGCAGAGGAUGCUGUGGUGACUCCGGGAGUGACUUCUCAAAAGGACUUCUUCACUCCCAGUCUCCUCCACGUGCCUUCAUUGACCGGUGGUUACACAUUGGAAAUCUUGAGAUUAUCACCAUCGCUGGCAAAUGUAAUUGUCGCUGUAAUUCAUCUCAUUCCAGACUAAAACCAGUGUGUCCAUUACGUGAGCUGUACAUCCUGAAUUUACAAGGCUGAGCUGACAGGCAGCAGCAUCAUUACACAGCAGUUGUUUGCCAUGGUGCCUGACUGCCUAUUCAUUUACACAUAUUGUGUAAAAGCAGGAGCUGAAAUGCAUUGAGAGGCAUACUAUCGCUUGAUCAAGUUGUUUCCAUUUAACUUGAAAGAUUCUUGCCAGUCGCCUGAUAUCACAUUACUUUUUCUAUUAUUCUGUUUAACUGACCAAGUUACUUCUUCAGUGUUUGCACUUGUUUGAAACAUUUUAAAUAUGAUUUUGUUCCUCUUUACUAGAAGACUGCAUCAUAGUUUGGAUGUGCUAUCUGGAAUCAUGGUUUUCAGGUUGAAGUAUGAGGCUGUUUGCACUUGUAGAUGUCAGCAUAGAACAAGUAUUUUGAAGACUGGAUACUGACAUAGCAAGAAUACAGAUUCAAGCCUUUAUUAAGUCUGUUUAGGUCGAACUCCAGUCAGCGAUUAUUAGUCCUAGAGGCAUCCACCGGCACAACGCUGAGGUGUGAUCUUCUGUCUAGGUUGUAAGGCGACCCAAAAAGGGGAACUCAGGUCACAAGUGAGAUUCAGUCUUAAACUGUUACGUUUGUGAAAAUGAUCCUUUGUGCGCUACACUUGUGGAUUCCAUAAGUUGGAAAAUAUUUUGUGCAGCUACAAUUCCAUAACAUUGAGAAAAAAAAAAAAGAGCUUCUUUAGUUUGUGUAUUUUUAUUGCACAAAACAAUUUGGCUGGUGUGAACUGGCAGUUAAACUUGCCUGGUUGCCAGCUGAAACAAAAGAAUGGAGCCAUUAAAAAUCAGUUUACAGUAAGGCAUGCGGCCUUACAGAAGCUUAAGUCCUUAAAUUUUUAAGGACAAUUUUUCAUCCACUUGACAUAUCUACUGAAAACAAUAUUUUACAGUAUUAACAUUUAUAAAAAGUUGUUUAGUGACAUAUGCACUACUGCUGUGAGUAUUUUGAAGAGCAUAUUUGCUCAUUUCUAUGCAGGACAUUUCUACUUCAAUAAUUACAGCUAUUGAUUGAUACUAAGUAUUAUGAAGUGCCAGUUACAUUUUGUGACCACUGCAAACAAAUUAAUAUUAAAAAAAAAAAAAAAGGA